This is a messenger RNA of Rhododendron vialii, 3586 nucleotides long. RefSeq lists its product as uncharacterized. NCBI's taxonomy places the organism in Eukaryota, Viridiplantae, Streptophyta, Magnoliopsida, Ericales, Ericaceae. The record is from RefSeq and is a predicted model, not a curated record. The transcript is spliced from 4 exons. Gene Ontology annotation, molecular function: broad specificity oxidative DNA demethylase activity; oxidative RNA demethylase activity; ferrous iron binding. Gene Ontology annotation, biological process: oxidative RNA demethylation. Gene Ontology annotation, cellular component: nucleus; cytoplasm. The coding region runs from base 2409 to 3215 and encodes 268 amino acids.
CGCUCGUCUUUCAAUUCUCACUUGCAGAUUGAGACUUACUCCAAAACGCUCUCGCACUAGCGAGUUAUGUGACUUUAGCUUUCAGCUGAACACAUGCCCUUGAUACGGUUUCAGCCCUCUCAACCUAUGCACGCUCAGUUACACAAUAUUUCGCGCCAAUUGUCUCAGCAGUUUUCUUGUCUCAGAAAAAUGAGCAAUGACAGGAGUUUGCAACUUCCCUGGGAAUCUGGAAUCACCCGGCGAAACUGUGAGUGCUUCUCUUUGAUUUUGUUUAUUGGAGAACCCUUGUUUAUUUACUCCGUAUGUUUUAUCUCCAUGUACUAGUUACACAAUAUUAUCUGUCAUGUAGUGAACUGUGGCUGUUAUUGGGACAGAUGGAGUAUAAGAUUACGAAAUGGGUCCAAGAGAGAAUUUAAUUUUUUUCCUGUAGUGGGUCUUUGAAAUUUUUCAAUGCUCAUUAGGGUUUUAUAGUUCCAGUUUUGGUGAUCAUAGGGAAAUUAAGUGGAUGGAACUUGUAACUUAUUAUAUAGUUAAUGCUUCGUUGACAUUGUAAUUCUGGUAGCGACGGAGGAAUCUAAUGCCUUACCAUAUAAUUUGGAUUAGAUUAGUGAGAGUGUGAGACUCCUGAUGAUGUACAAUUUAUAAUGCGAUAAUGAACAUGCUAGAAACAAUUGAAGUAAUUCCUUUGUUAUCGAAACAUUAGAAUUUUUGUAGUCUAUAUAUGCGACAUGGACUAUUUCUAAUGAAAAUACAUGAGUACCUGGGUCGGAUACCUUGGGUGAUGGUUGGGGAUAUGUGUCCUAUGUCAAUUUAGACAUUUAGAUCUCUUGAUUUUUAUGGUAUUUGAAAGAGUAGGGGAAAAAGAAACUUGCAUUAGCUAGAAUAACUUGUAUUUAUUCCGAAACAAAUAAAUUUUGAGGAUUUGUCUCAUAUACAUGACUAACUUUCAGACACAUAUCCCAGAUUCCCAAUGUCCUGCUAUUAGUGGUGAGCAAAAUAAUCGUCAAACUGUGAAUCUAGUCCAAACCAAUCCAAACCGAAUGGGUUAAUAAUUCGGUUUUUUAGUAAUGUGGUUUGGUCUGUGGAUUUAUUUUAACGGUUCUAGUUCCAAGCCGAUCCAAUUCGAACCAUAUAACAUAUAUAUAUAUAUAUAUAUGUGUGUGUGUGUGUGUGUGUGUGUGUGUGUGUGUACACAAUUUAUUUAGAUACACUGAACAAAAUUAAUUUCCUAAUCUAAUGCUCUAUCCACCAUCCUAUUCUUUCAUUUUCAAGAUUAAUUUCCUAAACUUUUAGACAUGAUAAACUAUCCUAUAAUUUCAAUACACUAGACAUACACGGCUUGCACUUAGUCAAUUGAUUUCCCACUAUUUUUGCUUGGUAACUAAUUUCCUAAUCUAAUACUCUCUUCCAUGGCACUAUUCCUUCACUAGUUACUUGUAUUCUACUUUUAAUUGAUUGAUGUUAGUGAGUUUUGGUGAUUUUAAAAUUACUAGCUUUAAUAUAAGUUUUGGUUUAAUUUAUCUAUGUAAUUUUAAAUACUUUAAAUAGUUUAUGGAGAUGAUAUCUCAAUUUCAAGCAAACUGUGGUUCAAAAAUGAAACUAAACCACCUUUUAAUGGUUUGGAUUGAUUUAGUUCGAUGAAUUUUCCGAGUUGGUCUAGUUUUUCAAAUUUAUAAUCCGUAGAUAGUGGUUUGAUUCUUGGUUUAUUAUUAAACCGGGCCAAUCCGGUCUAUGCUCACCCCUACCUGCUAUUUUAGCUUUGGAAGAUUUGAUAUUUUUACAUGCACCCGCAUGGCCGCAUACAUAGUCUUACCAAUCUCUAUGUAGAAUAGGCUGUAGUUAAAUAUUUGCAAACUUGAAAUGCAUUAAUGCAUGCCAUCUAUUCUGGCUAGAUCAAUUCUUCUUGGAACUCCAUUUUCAAUACUCAAGUAUUCGAAUUUUGGUUUCCCAUUUUUACAAAUGCAUAGGUUGGGGUUGGUGGCCGUUCACCUAUUGUGUCUUCUAUUGCCGAGGGUGGAUAUUCAUUUGUCGGAGGGAAAACUUUGCAGUGGAAGAUGGUUGAUAUUGUUUUCGAACAUCCUAUGCCUUUGGCUGCUUCAAAUUCUGUCUAUGAUGAGAAAUUCCGUCCACUUUCUAGUUGUAUUGGUUUUACUUCUAAGAACAAAAGGAGAACUAAGAUUGACUUGACAACUCAUGUUGAGAAGAAAUUGAAGGAAAGGCCCAGGGAUAUUGGUCUGUCACAAAUUGAGGCCUCACAUGCAACAAAUCUUAAAAGCAAAUAGGAUGAGUCUUUGUUGCCUACAAGUUUUGGGAAGAAGCAGCAUCAUUUUCCUGUGAAACGACAGAAGCGACGGCAAAUUAUUUCCGGGUACUCAGUGGGUGCUGUGAAAAUUGAUUCUGCCAAUGGUAUGCCUCUUCUUGAAUCAUUUGAUAUCUGCCUCCCUGAAGUUGCAAGAUCUUCCUUAUCGGACUCAUCCUUGAAUGAGAAGAACAUAGAAGAACUGAUUGAAAUGGAGCACUCAACGAAAAAUACUGGACAAGUUCUUAGGCAAAGGAUGGUCUUGUUAAAAGGUUACAUAACCCUCAGCGAACAGGUUAAAAUAGUAAAGAUAUGUCGGAUGCUUGGUAUUGGCCCAGGAGGUUUUUAUCAACCUGGUUACAGAGAUGGGGCAAAACUUCGUCUGCAGAUGAUGUGUCUUGGUCAAGAUUGGGAUCCACAGACGAAGAAGUAUGAAACUCACCGAGCAGUUGAUGGUUCUGAACCGCAGGCCAUACCUCAUGUAUUUCAUUCAUUAGUUCAACAAGCAAUUCAAGAUUCUCAUGCCUUAGUUGGAAAGCAUGAUGAAGUAUGCAAUGUGGAAGACAUAAUUCCUGAUAUGUCACCAAACAUAUGCAUUGUGAAUUUCUAUACAAACAUUGGGCGACUUGGUCUUCAUCAGGAUCAUGAUGAAAGCAAAGAGAGUCUAGACAAAGGAUUACCAGUUGUCUCAUUCUCCAUUGGUGAUUCAGCAGAAUUCCUUUAUGGAGAUCAAAGGGGUGUCAACAAGGCAGAGAAACUUCUAUUGGAAUCAGGAGAUGUAUUGAUAUUCGGCGGAAAGUCUAGGCAUAUAUUUCAUGGGGUGUCAUCUAUUAUCUCCAACUCAGCUCCUCUAGCUUUGGUGGAAGAAGCAAAGGUCCGGCCAGGCCGUCUUAAUCUUACAUUCAGACAAUUUUGAAAAAUGUAGCUGUUCUACCUACUGGCCCACCAUAAGGGAUUAGACAUAUGCUUCUUGCAAAGAAUUGUCACAUUUUUGUUUACGUUCCUUCUUGUAUAUUUGACUGGUAAAAAUAAGCGUUAAUACCACAUUGUAGUUGAAUUGUUUUGAACUUUGGGUACCAUUUAAUUGCCGCUGAUGUAUAGGUGAAAUGGGCCCCACUUGUCAUGAUUUUAUGCCGGUGCAUUGAUGACAUAUCAGAUGGUACCCUCAAAUGUGGUCACCAAUCACUGUAGCAUUAUUUUUGCUUUAUAGAUACAUCCAUGUAUAGCAUUUUAUGAACUGGAAUUCAUGUUCGGGUCGUGUUUAAAAAGAUCAAUUAUUUGUAAUCA